CUGAAGUAUGCAUGACGCCCAACUGCUUGCGAACAGCCGCCCGAUUGGUUGAGAACAUGAACACGGACGCUGACCCAUGUGAAGAUUUUUACGAGUACGCGUGCGGAGGUUGGCUGAAGAACACCGUGCUGCCGCCCGAGGCUGGGCGGGUCAGUUCCUUCAGCGCACCGUCAGCUUUCAUCGUCUCCGCCAUGAGAAGUCUCCUGGAAGCUACAAACUUCGAGUCAGAUGUAGAAGCCAUACAGAAGGCAAGGGCAUUCUACAAGUCCUGUCUCAACGAAGUAACCUUGGACUUGAAAGGUGCCCAGCCACUGCUUGACCUACUCCAGGAGCUGAACGGUUGGCCCGUGCUGGACGACGAUUGGUCAGACGACAGUUGGGACCUUUUGGACACUCUGGUCAAGUUGCGCAUGCGCGGUAACAGCCUGUUGUUCAGCAUGUACCUCACAAGAGACGAUAAGAGUUCUUCCAAUUACAUCCUUGCGUUUGACCAGGCGGGCCUUGGGCUUUCAAGUGAAGUCUAUUACCUUUCAGACAGCUAUGAAGGGAUUCGACAGGCAUACCUAAACUAUUCAGUAAACAUUGCAGCGAAACUGCGACAAGAUGGAAAUCGCACAGUGGCGCUGCAGCAAAUGCAGGACAUGUUGGACUUUGAAAUAAAGCUAGCUGAGAUAUUGACCCCUCCAAGCGAGCGACGUGACCCGGAAGCACUCUACCACAAGAUGACGUUAGCUGACAUGUCAGGAUAUUUUGACUUCCCAUGGGUGGAAUUCGUCAACCGUGUUGUCGGGGAGGCGGUUGGGGAGGAGAUCACAGCGACUGAGGAGAUCCUGGUGUACGCGCCUGAGUACCUGAUGUCUCUCGGACCGCUCCUACAACAGACUGACAACAAGACUGUUGCUAAUUACAUCAUUUGGCGGAUGGUACGCAAUCGGGUGUCUUACAUGGGUUCCGAGUUCUUGGCGAUCAGGGACGAGUUUAACCGAGUCGUGUUCGGAACCGAGCCGUCGGCAAGAUGGACGACCUGCGUGGGGCGCACCAACAGCAUUAUGGGUACCGCUGUCAGCCGGAUGUACCUUCUGCGGUACUUCGAGGAAAGUAGCAAGGACAAGGCGGAGGUGAUGAUAGACUAUAUCCAUGACGCCUUCCUGGAACUUCUGGACGAAAAUGACUGGAUGGACGAGGAAACCAAAGUCGUCGCCGCUGAAAAGGCGGAUUCCAUGAGACGUUUUGUUGCCUAUGACGAUUACAUCAUGGACAAUGUGACUCGUCUGAACCAGGAAUAUGAAAUGCUGCGAUUCGACGAAGACGAGUAUUUUGAAAACUACGUGCACUACCUGAUGGCCACUUCCAACAAUACCUUCAGCUUCCUGAGGAAACCGGUCAACAAAGACACGUGGAUAACGGUCCCGACUGUUGUGAAUGCAUUCUACUCUCCAUCAGGAAAUUCUAUAAGUUUUCCGGCAGGAAUUUUGCGGUCUCCGUUCUAUGAUGGAGACUACCCCUGGUACUUGAAUUUUGGAGGUAUUGGUGCUGUCAUUGGUCACGAGAUCACACACGGGUUUGACGAUUCAGGACGUCAGUUUGACAAGAACGGUAAUCUUGAGCACUGGUGGAACCAGCACAUCACCGACAGCUUCAAAGAGAAAGCCCAGUGCAUGAUCGACCAGUACAGCAACUACAUAGAUCCUGAGACAGGCGAUCUCAAGCUAAACGUCAGCGGACGGUUGACUGCUGGUGAGAACAUUGCGGAUAAUGGUGGUCUGAAGCAGACCUUCAGGGGAUACAAAAAGUGGGCAGCAGCCAACGGACCUGAACCCAUGUUGCCCGGACUGUCUUUGACUCCGGAGCAGCUACUUUUUGUCAACUUUGGCCAGACAUGGUGUGCGAAGGCCAAUCAGCAAACCGCACAGAGGUUACUUUUCACAGACAAUCACAGUCCAGGCAGGUUCCGUGUGAUCGGCAGCUUGUCCAACAGUCGUGACUUUGCGGAGGUGUUCAGUUGCCCUCCAGGAUCCCCCAUGAACCCACGCCUGAAGUGUACUGUGUGGUGAAGCCGGCAGGUUUUUCUUCAACAAGUUUCAUCCCCAUGUUUUUCUAGUAUGAGACUCCUGAUGCAUUCCA
This is a messenger RNA of Branchiostoma belcheri (Belcher's lancelet), 2124 nucleotides long. RefSeq names its product membrane metallo-endopeptidase-like 1. Gene Ontology annotation, cellular component: plasma membrane. Bases 12 to 2054 code for a protein of 680 amino acids. Gene Ontology annotation, biological process: protein processing. Gene Ontology annotation, molecular function: metalloendopeptidase activity. The transcript has 20 exons. The record is from RefSeq and is a predicted model, not a curated record. Lineage: Eukaryota; Metazoa; Chordata; Leptocardii; Amphioxiformes; Branchiostomatidae.